This is a messenger RNA of Phragmites australis (common reed), 2019 nucleotides long. Its product is annotated as protein NRT1/ PTR FAMILY 8.2-like. The transcript has 6 exons. The record is from RefSeq and is a predicted model, not a curated record. Bases 230 to 1882 code for a protein of 550 amino acids. Gene Ontology annotation, cellular component: membrane. Lineage: Eukaryota; Viridiplantae; Streptophyta; Magnoliopsida; Poales; Poaceae. Gene Ontology annotation, molecular function: transmembrane transporter activity. Gene Ontology annotation, biological process: transmembrane transport.
GUGACACCAAGGUGGAAACACUACUUAACACUAAUCCAGUCCAGGCGUCGUGCACAUGUAGAGGCUGUCGCCACCACUCUCUUAGCAGCCUUGCUAAAGAGUAACCAAAUGCGUUGACGUUGAUAAGAGCUACAGGGCGAAAACAUCAAAGAGCGUACGUAGGGUGAAGCUGGAAAUAAGAUUACUAUCGAUCAGCUCGAGGCAAAGGAUCUCCUGAACUGCUGAAACCAUGGAGAUGGAGGCCGCGGAAUCAAACGGCGCCGAACGCCGGGCAUCUGUGAGGAGUCGCUGGAUUUUCUGGGCCUGCGUUUUCAUCCUCGCGACCAACAGCUUCCAGUGCACCGCCUACUUCGGCGUGUCCACCAACCUGGUGAACUACCUCAGGGACCGGCUGCACGAGGGCAGCAAGGCCGCCGCGAACGGCGUCACCAACUGGCAGGGAACGAACUCCAUCACGCCGCUCGUCGCCGCCUUCCUCGCCGACGCCUUCCUCGGCAGAUACUGGACCAUCGCGAUCUUCUUGCUCAUCUCCGUCGUGGCCUACGUGGUGUUGACGGUGAGCGCCGUGGCGGCGCUGCAGAGCGCGGCGUUCUACGCGGGGCUGUACCUGCUGGCGCUGGGCGGCGCGCUGCAACCGGUGCUGACGUCGUUCGGGGCGGACCAGUUCGACGAGUCCGACGAGGAGGAGCGCAACCGGCAGAGCUCCUUCUUCAACUGGUUCUACCAAUCCAUCAACGUGGGCUCGCUCGUCGGCGGCACCGUGCUCGUGUGGGUGCAGUCCAGCGUCAGCUGGGGGCUCGGGUACGGCAUCCCAGCGCUGUUCAGCGUGCUGGCCGUUGCGGUGUUCCUUGCCGGCACCGCCGCGUACCCGCGCCACCAGCAGCCGGGCGGCAGCCCGCUCACCAGGGUCGCACAAGUGAUCGUCGCCGCGGUUAGGAAGUACCGCCUCGAGGCGCCGGCCGACGCGUCGACGCUGCACGAGUGCGAGGCCGACGACGGCAUGUCCGCGAUACAGGGGAGCCGCCGGCUCGCGCACACCGACCAGUUCAGGUUCCUGGACAAGGCGGCGGUGGAGACGGCGGACGACAAGGCGCAGCCGAGCCCGUGGCGUCUGUGCACGGUGACGCAAGUGGAGGAGCUCAAGUGCCUGCUCCGGUUGAUGCCGGUGUGGGCAAGCGGCAUCAUCUUCGCGGCGGCGUACACGCAGAUGGGCACCACCUUCAUCCUCCAGGGAGACACGCUGGACCCGUACGUCGGCGGCUUCCGCGUCCCCGCCGCCGUGCUCUCCGUCUUCGACACCCUCAGCGUCAUGCUCUGGGUGCCGCUCUACGACCGUCUCAUCGUCCCGCUCGCGCGCCGCGUCACGGGCCACGGGCGCGGGUUCACGCAGCUGGCGCGCAUGGGCGUGGGCCUCGUCGUGCUCGCCGUCGCCAUGCUGGCCGCCGGCACGCUCGAGGUGGAGCGGCGUCGCGUCAUCGCGCGGCACGGCAUGUACGACUCUAACACGGGAGCGGACGGGGCGUACCUGCCGUUGUCCAUCUUCUGGCAGGUGCCGCAGUACUUUGUGGUGGGCGCGUCGGAGGUGUUCACGUUCAUCGGGCAGAUGGAGUUCUUCUACCACCAGGCUCCGGACGCCAUGAGGAGCCUUUGCUCGGGGCUGUCCGCGACAUCGUUCGCGUUGGGAAACUACUUGAGCUCGGCGCUCCUGACCGCCGUGGCUCGCGCGACGGCGCGGGGCGGGCAGGGCGGGUGGAUUCCCGACGAUAUCAACCGUGGACACCUCGACGACUUCUUCUGGCUGCUCGCCGUGCUCUGCUUCGGCAACUUCAUCGUCUACCUGCUCAUCGCGCGGUGGUACACGUACAAGAAGACCGUGGACUAAUUUCAUAUUGAUUAAGGUGGCUACUUAAUUAAUUAAUAAGAUUAGUAGUAGGUUCGUGGCAUGCAGCUAUUUCAGCAACCUACAACCAAAACUAAGGAUCGCCGGAGAUGGCGAUGAACUGAUGAUCCAGCAACCAA